AUGAUGUGGAACUGCUGUAAGAGAGAUGAUAGAUUGCUUUUCUCUCCUCAGUGCAAAUCAGAAAUUGAAAUAAACGAAGCACGUCUUGAGCAGUGUCAUGGCAAAGGAGUCUGGCUUAUAGAGUGUCUCUGGAAAUUUGGAGAGCUGGGAGCAGGAGAUGUGAUCGUGGUUCACAACUGCAGCUGGUUUGGGUUGAGUUCUGUCGUUACCAAUACAAGGCAGAUCGAAAUCAGCAAAAUCAACACCAAAGUCACUACUACAACAGGCAAAGUAUUAGGUGAACACAGCAAGAAGAGAACUGACAUUGUCCUGGUGGCUAAUCAUAAAGCGCAUGGUUUUGCUGUUCUACUAAUUGGCUUUUCACUCUGUCCUCAGAUGCCAAUAUUCGUUUAUCACGUCAUAUUCCUCCUGACACAUCUCCUUCCCUCGGAACGAUGA
Messenger RNA from Symphalangus syndactylus (siamang), 438 nucleotides. RefSeq lists its product as uncharacterized. The record is from RefSeq and is a predicted model, not a curated record. Lineage: Eukaryota; Metazoa; Chordata; Mammalia; Primates; Hylobatidae.